Messenger RNA from Ictidomys tridecemlineatus (thirteen-lined ground squirrel), 5660 nucleotides. RefSeq names its product multimerin 2 (gene Mmrn2). NCBI's taxonomy places the organism in Eukaryota, Metazoa, Chordata, Mammalia, Rodentia, Sciuridae. Gene Ontology annotation, molecular function: protein binding. Gene Ontology annotation, biological process: negative regulation of vascular endothelial growth factor receptor signaling pathway; negative regulation of cell migration involved in sprouting angiogenesis. The record is from RefSeq and is a predicted model, not a curated record.
CUUCCUCUCUUUGUUGUCCCAUGUUUUCUUUUCCUUCUGAGAUUUAACUUGAAGACCACGUCACUGGCAGUUUCUGCAGUCAUUUGCCAAACCAGCCCCAGCCUGUCCCACCAGCAAGAUGAUCCUGACUCUGCUGCUCGGUCUUGGAGGGCCCCUGGGCUGGGGGUUGCUGGGGGCCUGGGCCCAGGCCCCUGAUACCAGGUUCUCUGAUCCACACCACCCAAGGCUGCCUGGGGUCUGGGGUGCAGAGGCUGAGGACACCAGCAGGGACCCUGUCAGACGUAACUGGUGCCCUUACCAGCAGUCCAGACUGGUCACCUAUGUUGCUGCUUGCAAAACGGAGAAAUUCCUGGUCCACUCACAACAGCCAUGUCCAGUGGGGGCUUCAGACUGCCAGAGAGUCAAAGUCAUGUACAGUGUGGCCCACAAGCCGAUAUACCAGGUGAAGCAGAAGGUUCUGAUCUCCAUGGCCUGGAGGUGCUGCCCAGGCUUCAAGGGCCCCGACUGUCAGCAUCACGAUCCCACAGCAACCCCGGAGCCUGCAGAACCAAGGAAUGACCCCCAGAAGCCGCGGGACCAGUUGGUCAACUUCGAACUUGGCCACCCCACUGCAGAGCUCAACGAGGUAGAGGAGGUUGAUGUCCAGGUGCAGCAUGAACAGCAGGAACACCUACUGGAAGAUCUCCAGAAUGAUGUCGACCAGGCGGCAGACAGCCUCCCCGGGCUGUGGAAGGCUGCAACAACAGAGACAUCUGCAACCACACAGGCAAAUCAAACGGAGCUGGAGUUUCCUGGCAGGUCCUUGGAGCAAGUGCUGCUGCCCCACAUGGACACCUUCCUGCAAGCACAUUUCAGCCCUAUCUGGAAGAGCUUCAACCAGAGCCUGCACAGCCUCUCCCAGGCUAUAAGAAACCUGUCUCUUGACGUAGAGGCCAACCGCCAGGCCAUCAAGAGGGUCCAGGAGAGUGCUGUGGGCAGAGCAGAGUUUCAGGAGCUUGGUGCCAAAUUUGAAGCCAAAGUUCAAGAGAAUGCCCAAAGAGUGAGCCAGCUACGCAAGGAUGUGGAGGAUCAUCUGCACACCCAGCACCUCUCCCUGCAGCACUCCCUGUCUGAGGUCCAGGCUGAUGUGGAUACCAAGUUAAAGAACUUGCUCAAGAUCCAGGAGUCCCCAGGGGCUAAUGGCAGCCUGGUGAUGGCAGCAGCAGGGGCAGCAGCAAAGCCAGAGCCAGAGAGCCUGCAGGCCAGACUGGGCCAGCUGCAGAGAAACAUCUCAGCCCUGCAUGUGGCCACCAGCCAGAGGGAAGAAGAAUUGCAGAGCACCCUCAGGGACAUGAGGGCCACCCUGGCCCAGCAUGUGGAAGAAAUCAAGGAGCUAUACUCUGAGUCGGACGAAACCUUUGAUCAGAUCAGCAAGGUGGAGCGGCAGGUGGAGGAGCUACAGGUGAACCACACGGCUCUGCGAGAGCUGAGAGUAAUCCUGAUGGAGAAGUCUCUGAUCAUGGAGGAAAACAAGGAAGAGAUGGAGAGACAGCUCCUGGAGCUCAAUCUCACCCUCCAGCACCUGCAGGGCGCCCACGCCGACCUCAUCAAGUACAUCAAGGACUGCAAUUGCCAGAAGCUCUACUUUGACCUGGAUGUCAUCAGGGAAGAUCAGAAGGAUGCCACUCGCGCCUUGGAGGAAACCCAGGUGAGCCUGGAUGAGCGGCGCCAGCUGGACGGCUCCUCACUGCAGGCCCUGAGGAACGCCCUGGAUGCUGUGACUCUGGAGGUGGAUGUGCACAAAGAGGAGGGCAGGCAGGCGCGGGCCGAGAGGGCCCGGCUCCGGAGCCAGCUGCAGGCGUUGGAUGGCCAGGUGGGCGCGCUGAAGACAGGCGCGGAAGAGACCCGCCUCGAGAUAAGCCAGCUACACAGCUCCUUUGCAGCCCUGCUGGAAGACGCACUGCGCCACGAAGCUGUGCUGGCCGCGCUCUUUGGUGAGGAGGUGAUGGAGGACAUGUCAGAAGAGGCACCUGGCCCGCUGCCCUUGCGUUAUGACCAGAUCCGUGUCGCCCUGCAGGAGGCUGCCAGUGGGUUGCAGGAGCAGGCGCUCGGCUGGGACGAGUUGGCCGCCCGGGUGGCAGCUCUGGAGCAGGAUGCGAGUCACCGCUCAGAGCCUUCAAGGCGGGCAGAGCACCUGGAGCCCAGCCACGAUGCCCAGCUGGAAGAUGCAGGAGCCACCACCGCCCUGGCUGGGCUGGAGCAAGAGCUCCAGCGCCUGAGCUCUGACGUCAAGCGCGUGGGGCAGUGCUGCGAUGCCUCCUGGGCUGCCUCCCUCAAUGGCUCCCUUGAGGGCCUCCACCAUGCCCUCUCCACCACUGAGCGUGGCUUGGAGCAGCAUGAGAGGCUCUUCCACAGCCUCUUUGGGAACUUCCAAGGGCUGAUGGCAACCAAUACCAGCCUAGACCUGGGGAAGCUGCAGGCCAUGCUGAACAGAAAAGGGAAGAAGGAGCAGAAAGGUGUGGAAACUCCCAGGAAGAGGGACAAAAAGCAAGUGGCAUCUUGGGUGGAUGCACAUGCCAAAGGACUGGAGCAAGAUGCCCUGGGCGCAGAGCUUUGGGAGGCAGGCUCCCCUGUGGCCUUCUAUACCAGCUUUUCAGAAGGUACAGCUGCCCUGCAGACAGUGAAGUUCGACACCAUGUCCAUCAAUGUUGGCAGCAGCUACUUCCCUGAACACGGCUACUUCCGAGCCCCUGAGCGUGGCGUUUAUCUAUUUGCAGUGAGCAUUGAAUUUGGCCCAGGCCCGGGCACGGGGCAGCUGGUAUUUGGAGGUCACCAUCGGACCCCAGUCUGUACAACAGGGCAGAGUGGUGGAAGCACAGCCACAACCUUUGCUAUGGUUGAGCUACAAAAGGGUGAGAGGGUAUGGUUUGAGUUAACUCAGGGAUCAAUAACCAAGAGAAGCCCACCAGGCACUGCAUUUGGGGGCUUCCUGAUGUUCAAGACCUGAAACCUGGGUACAGCUCUCAUCAGACAUCAGGGACCUGCCUGCUCUUCUUGGCCUGAGGCCCCACCUGGCAAUGAAUGGUCUGGAGACCAUCCAGUUGGCCUAGCUCUUCUCUGGAAACCCUCUACAAAAGACCACAUGAUAUCUAGUUCUGUGGUUCCCUCUAGAUGCACUGGGUUGGGGUAUUCCUCAAAGAGGAGGAGAGAAAGACUGCUUCUCUCUGGGCAGUUCCUGGAAGUGUGAACCUCAGCUCCAACUGCCUUCUCAGAUAGCAUGGUUUGGACUCUGGCUCUUGGCCAUACCCUGCAUUCUACAGACUUCUUUGGUAUUUUGCUCUUCCUGUUGCUGGGAACUUUUAUACACUUUAAAUCUCUCUGCUUCCUCUUCUCCCUAAUUAUAUGCUAGAAAGUCAUUUUUUUUUUUCCCCAGGAGGUGAUGGGAUGGAUAUACCUCAGUGGUAGACUACUUGCCUCGAAUGCAUGAGGACCUGGGUACAGUCCUCAGAAUUGCAAAACAAAACACAAACAAAAAAAGCAGAGGUGACAUUUAAGCCAAAAUUGGAACCCAGUAUUCAGCUGUUACAGGACAAGAUAAAACCAACCCUUUUGGUCUCUAUCAAUUAGAAAUGGAGCAAAGUCCUGUUGAGUUAAUCAAGGGCAACAAAAUCAGCAUAUUCGGCUUCAUUCUUCGUCUUUAUCUGUACCUAUAAUUUUAAUUUCACAUCCUUUUCUCCUAGACUUAUUCAGGGUAAAGGCCAAGACAUGCCAAAUAGAAACUAAAAUGUAUGUAGCCUUCACUGUUUUUACUUCAUCCAGUAUAUCAUGACUGUACUACUUCUUAGCAUCUCUAACCAGGAAGGGUGCUGAGGGAGGAAGAAGUGAAGGAAUAAAAUCUCCCUCGAUGAUGAUCAACUUUUGGAAUAAAGUGAUGCCCUUCAAAUCUCUGCCUCAUUUACUUUUUUUAAUAUUUAUUUUUUAGUUGUACACAAUACCUUUGUUUUGUUUAUUUAUUUUUAUAUGGUGCUGAGGAUCGAACCCAGGGCCUCGAACGUGCUAGGCGAGUGCUCUAGCACUGAGCCACAACCCCAACCCCUGCCUCAUUUACUUUUGGAGAGAGAAAACAUUUGGCAAAGUACGUGGAGAUAUGGGACAACAAUGAGACUAUGUGAGAUCAAUGUGAUUCUCAUUAUUCUAGGCCCAGUUUGACUUCAGCAAUUUCAGUUAAUUUUACAUGAAAUAGACAGUGGCUUCCACACUGGGCCAUGACAUUGAUACCAGACAGUAUAGCAAAGAAAAGCAAUUAUUCCUGCAAUAUAAACAUGUGGUUUUCAAAAAUUUUCAGAUCCUAGAGGAAACAACCUUGAGAAAGCAGUCAUCGGUUGUUGGAAAAUAGAGUGGAAUUUUGGGGGGUAAUAUUCAAUAUUUGUUGAAUUUUUUUAAAAGACUUUAAAAAUAUAUAUCUUUAUUUUGUUUGUUUAUUUUUAUGUGGUGCUGAGGAUCAAACCCAGGGUCUCACACGUGCGAGGCAAGCGCUCUACCGCUGGGCCACAACCCCAGCCCCAAUAUUUAUUGAAUAUAAUCUUUACAAGAAAAUCAGAUUGGUCUGGGUAAUAAGUUGGUGGUUGUGUUAACAAGGUUUCUAGUAUGCCUUGUAAUUUCCCUGGAGUCAUUCAUUCAAAUUUCCCCUCUGAAUUUAUUUGCCAGAAAGCUUUAUAAACUCAAUUACUAAAAUAUCAAUGUUAAAAUUUUCCAGGCUACUCUGCCACUGAUGGUUUGACUUUGGGUAAAUCACAACUCUUCAAAACUUUGUCAAUUCAUAGUUGUGAGGUGAUCAAUCUAACAGCUCUCUCAUUAAGUAUUCUUGACCUUGACCACAGAUUGAAUCUUGUUCACCUCCAAUGAAGCUCUCAGUUGCCAAGGCCAUUCCUGAUCCUGGGUAUAUGUAGUUGGGCCAUGGCAAGUCCAAGACUAUAGUUCCUGAAGGAUGUCACUCCUGCUGCCAGCCAGACCAACCUGUCUUGGAUCUUCUUAUUGCUAUUGAGCAGAUCCUGCUGAUGACUAAAGCUGAAACAUUAGGGCAGUGUGGUCUUAUUCAUUAAGACUUCCAUUUGGAAUUUUUUGCACAUAAUAAGCAGAGUGAAUUAACCUUGUCCAUAAAGGGUGCCUGUCCUCCAACUUCAGAGGAUAAGUGCUCUUCAACAGGAAGAUUGUAAAUAAAAGCUAACCUGGCUAACUCUGCCAGCAGCUUUGUAUCAGGCACUCCUGACAUUUCUAGAAUCAUGGUUUUUUUUAGCUAGGGUGCCUUCCAUACAACAAAACAUAUGUGAUUGCACAUCAUAAAACCUUAAGUACAAAUUUUCUAUUUACACAGUUCUACGAUUAGAAACCUAGGUCAGCAAGAAAUCUUAACUUCCUCUGAGAUUUCUUACCUCUGCUGAGGUAACUAACUCUGGGUAGAGACUUUCUCAGUGCCCUUCCAGGGAGACUCCUGUGAUCCAGGCAAAUGUUAAAAACUCCUUACUUGAGGCCCCAGAACAACACAAGGGUCAAACACACAGUGGAACUUCCCCAAACCCGGAGCAGGGGGAGUUCAUAAAAAUAUUUUUAAAAUAUUGCAAAGCAGGAAAGGGUACCAUAAGCACAUAAAGACAUUUUAGUAAAAAAAAAAAAAAAAAAAA